AAUAUAAUGAAAUAUUUUUUUAAUUAUAAAGGAGAAACACUUCCGGAAAAUGAAACCCAACGUGCGACCGUCACGAUGGUCCCAUGAAAACUGGAAAGCGAAACCUAAAUCGCGUACACCUUCUCCCGUUUGAAUACGUAACGCAUGCUCUCCCUACUCUAUCACAAAUAAUCUCUCUUCUUUCUCUCUCUUUUUCCUCGUCAUCCCUAUACUUUCCUUGUUGGUCGAUUAUCUCUUUCCACCCGCAUCAAUUCUUCAUUCGUCGAAAGCAAAAGUCGUAACGAGUGAAGUAACCGAGACUGACAAUGAGAAUAAAGACAUCUGAAUUUCAAUUGUUUGGCAGUAUGCCAGUUAAAUUAAUAAGUUAAUUGCGAAAAUAUAUUUAAUUAAAAAUAGAAAACACUAACACUUUGCUUCAAAAUUGACCAGUUUUUGUUCUUUUUUUUUUGGAGGAGCCAAAUUUACAGAAUGACUGUUGGAACAGAAUUAUUAAUUACGGCAGAACCUCAUCUGAUUCCAGGAUAUACUGGUUAUUGCCCGCAAUAUCGAUUUAAACAUGGUGCAACAUAUGCAAAAACCACGCAUAAACUCCUGCUCGAUCCUACAGUUGACCAUGCGAAUACGCUCAUUUUAUCGAAUCGUGCAACUGAUGAUUGCAAGGCAUGGAGACCACCAAAGAAUGACAUAAAUGUAGUUAAUAUUCGUGUCAAGAGGACCGAUCCUGUAUUCGUUCACCCUAUGAUACCAGGAUACGAGGGUUUCAUACCAGGAUUGAGCACUAGAAUCGGACAGAGAUACACGGUGCUCGCGACCGAAGGACUUGCCGAUUUCGAACGGCAACAAUUACGAGCUAAGGAGAAUUUAAAUCGAUUGAAAAAAACGAUCGACGUACAAAGCGGACGGUUCGAACCGCGAAAUUUGGAGGAACGUUUGGUGAGAGAGAAAAGUGAUGACAUAUAUUUGGCAACAGGAUACGCGACUCACGGUUCUAAACAUUUCGGAAAAUCGAUUGUCUCAUCGUCUGACAAUUUAUCGUGCGAUUUUGCAAGUUAUCUAAUGGGACAGAAUAUAAAAUACGAGAUUUUUGCUUGUCCCGAUCCCCCGUUACUUAUCCACCCUAGUGAAAUUUACCAUAAACAUGUGGGAAUGAUACCGAAUUAUGUCGGGCAUAUUCCCGGAGCAAUAUUCAGAUGCGGUAAAACAUUCGGAACUGACACAAUAGAUGCCAAAAAAUGGCUUCAAGGAGACUCUGCUCUAAAUUAAUUUGGUAAUAACAUUGUUUUGUUAUUCGAUGUUAUAAAAUCACUGAGUCGUCACUGAGUCAUACAUAAAUCGCGCAAAAGUAUACUAUAUAAAAAUUUACAAAACUAAUAGAUACAUAAUAUU
Molecule: messenger RNA, 1386 nt
Organism: Nylanderia fulva
Lineage: Eukaryota; Metazoa; Arthropoda; Insecta; Hymenoptera; Formicidae
Source: RefSeq, a predicted model, not a curated record